Messenger RNA from Exophiala xenobiotica, 1271 nucleotides. RefSeq lists its product as uncharacterized. The record is from RefSeq and is a predicted model, not a curated record. The transcript has a single exon. Lineage: Eukaryota; Fungi; Ascomycota; Eurotiomycetes; Chaetothyriales; Herpotrichiellaceae. The coding region runs from base 261 to 1271 and encodes 336 amino acids.
GACGCGAUGUCCUGAGCAAUGCUCGGGAUUAAGUGCGAAGAUUUUCAAAAUCGUGCCUAAGUCCAAUACAUUGCAGGGCCACGCUUUUUAGUGUGUGGAAGGAUUGCAGGCUACACUCUGCGCCGGAAUAAGGAAAGGAUGGAAGGAGAUAUAAAGAUGGCACCAGGAUGGUGCAACAAAGUCACUUACAACCAAUCUUCACAACCUGAGUCCAACCUGUAACCUCGAACCAGCCUCAGUCCUCACUCUCGACUGCCAACAUGACAACUCGCUAUGCUCAAGCUCAUCUGCCAUCCUCCCUGGCUGGGCCUGGUGAUGCCCGCCCAACAGCUCUACAGAUCAUCAAGGACAACAAUCUCGAGAAUUCCCUCACUGACAAAGUCAUGCUCGUCACUGGAACUUCAUCAGGGAUUGGCAUUGAAACAGUCCGCGCACUGAAGGCUACCGGUGCAAAGAUCUAUGCUACAGCACGCGACUUAGAGAAGGGUCGCAAAGCGCUUGCUGGUAUCUUGGAACCUGGAAAAGUCGAGCUCCUUCAGCUUGAUACCGCCUCAUUCGACAGUGUGCGUAGCUGUGCAAAGGAAUUCCUGGCCAAAGAGUCCAAAUUAAACGUCUUGAUCAACAAUGCCGGCAUCAUGGCCCUCCUGGAACACACACUGACCAAAGACGGAUACGAAGCCCAACUCCAAACGAACCAUCUGGGUCAUUUUUUGCUAUUCCAGUUGCUGAAGCCUACCUUGCUUGCCUCAGCGACACGGUCAUCUGCUUCGCGUGUCGUCAAUGUUUCGAGCAGUGGACACCGUCAGUCGCCCAUCCGGUUUGAGGAUCUCAACUUUAACGAGCCCGGGUCAUAUGCUCCAUUUGCCAGCUAUGGACAGUCCAAGACGGCCAAUAUCUACAUGGCAAACGAAAUCGAGCGUCGCUACGGCGCUCAGGGCUUGCAUGCUUGGUCAUUGCACCCUGGUGGCAUCACCAGCACGGGCUUGGGGGUGCACUUGGAUUUCUCGGCGCUCCAGGCUAAUGCCGAAAUGAUGCGAGGUAUGAAGUCGGCCGAGCAGGGGGCUGCGACGACCGUGCUGGCCGCCGUGGACAAGGAGCUUGAAGGCAAAGGAGGAAAGUAUCUGGAUGACACCGCUGUGUCGCCACCUGUGGAACCUUCAUUGGCCAAUGAAUUGACUGCUCAAGGACAUGCGGCGUGGGCAUACGAUGAGGAGGCAGCGAAGAAGUUGUGGACUGUCAGUAAUCAAAUCGUUGGUGUGGAUGAGGAGUGA